Molecule: messenger RNA, 3123 nt
Organism: Neodiprion virginianus
Lineage: Eukaryota; Metazoa; Arthropoda; Insecta; Hymenoptera; Diprionidae
Product: putative sodium-coupled neutral amino acid transporter 11
Exons: 7
Coding region: 488-1900 (470 amino acids)
Biological process (GO): amino acid transmembrane transport
Molecular function (GO): amino acid transmembrane transporter activity
Source: RefSeq, a predicted model, not a curated record
AGUUAUUGUAUUUUAUGUAAGACGUAUCCAUUGAAAGAAAAAAUUUGCCCUUACUAAUCGCAUUUUAUGAUGAUUCAAGAGCGCAUUUUCACUGUUGUAAGGGAGAAUAUCUUCGAAGUAGGUACUGGAUUGACUUGAGAGUAUUUCUUGAUGGCACAGUUUGAUAACAUCAGUUGAAUAGUCUUUGAUGAUAUAAUUAUGUUUAUUUCACAAUUUGCAGAAUGUCAUAUCUCACAGUUGAAGAACGUCAAAGUCAAGGCAGUUGUCGUAAUAAAUUAACUUCACAGGGACCUAGGUUCAGAAUAAUAUAACCAGUAGUUUUCACUUUAAUGAUAAAAUGUAAUAACAGGAGGCUAUAUUUCACAUAGAAACUUUUAUUUACAAAUGUAGGCGUUGGAAAGGGUCAAUCGAGUACCGUUUAAUUUUUACUACAAUUUUGUUCCUCCAAUUUUACUGAUUGAUUGGUAAUUCAUCCUAAGCGUCUAAAAUGAAAAAUACUUACAUCACCUGGGUGUUGAUGGGUGGCAGUCUUGGAUCGGAUGAUACUUACGACGACAUGAAGCAGCUGGUCAGGACUGACGAAGAAGAUGCAGAAAAAUUCACCAGCCUUCCAUUGGCUAGUUUCAAUUUCAUCAAUUCGAUUAUCGGCAGCGGUGUUAUCGGUAUACCCUACGCUUUACAUCAGGCUGGAUUCGGCAUGGGACUCGGGCUGCUAGUUCUUGUAGCAGUUUUAACCGACUAUUCCCUUAUUCUUAUGGUCCGGAGCGGUCAUAUCUGCGGGGAAAUGAGUUACCAGGGAUUAAUGAGAGCCAGUUUCGGACGACCUGGGUUUUACAUACUCACCGCCUUGCAGUUCAUGUACCCGUUUAUAGCAAUGGUGUCCUACAACGUCGUAGUCGGAGAUACGGUAACCAAAGUAUUGAUAAGGGUAACCGGCAUCGAUGAGACGAACAUCUUCGCUAAAAGGCAGGUCGUCAUUCUGCUGGCCACCCUAUGCAUCACGAUACCUCUGUGUCUUUACAGAAACAUAGCAAGACUGGCGAAAAUAUCUUUCCUAUCUCUUGUCUGCGUGGGAUUCAUCCUGAUUACGAUUUUCGUUAGGAUGGGUACCUUGGCUUCAGUAGUGCCAAGUCACGAAGACGGCUGGAGAUUCGCCAACCUUCCAGGAAUCAUUCCAGCGGUGGGCAUAAUGGCUUUUGCAUUCAUGUGCCAUCAUAACACUUUCCUCAUUUACGGGUCAAUAGAAAGAGUGACACAGCAAAAGUGGGACGUCGUCACUCACUGGUCCCUUCUUACAUCGUUCAUCGUCGCAGCUGCAUUCGGUAUUGCUGGUUACGCCACUUUCACCGCCGAUGUCCAAGGCGAUCUGAUGGAGAACUACUGCUGGGACGACGAUCUUAUGAAUCUCUCAAGGGUCAUGUUCAGUGGGACGAUACUGCUCACCUAUCCUAUCGAGUGUUUCGUUACUAGAGAGGUACUGAUGACCGCGAUAAAGGGUACGGACGAAACGGAGAAUCACGAUGCCUACAUUUCCGGCUCCGACCGAAAGUACUUGAUAAUAACUUUGAGCAUCGUAGCGGUGACGUACCUAAUUUCAAUGUCAACCGACUGCCUCGGGGUCGUCCUAGAACUUAAUGGGAUUCUGGCCGCAGUACCAUUGGCCUACAUUCUGCCCGCGCUCUGCUACCUCAGACUCGAAGAGGGCUCGCUGUUUUCGGCGAAGAAGCUUCCCGCUUUGGGACUGAUGCUUUCUGGGGUAUUCGCGGCUAUUUCCGGACUCCUGCUGCUCAUCUUCACUUCGGGUUCGACCGACUCCUGUUUCCACGGGACAACGCUUGCUUACUGUGGCAAUUCGACGGACACCGUAAGCACUACGGAUCCGGCAACUGGUGUCUUAUAAUAAUCUUACAUGUAGGCCGAUAUCGUUCUGAUGUCCACAAUGCGUGCAACGCAAGUUACUUUUACAAUGUUUAUUCAUUUUUCCUCAUUUUCUGCUCGGCCUAACCGAACCGCUUUAAAUAUAAUAAGUAAUAUUUUACAAAUUUUUGAGACUUUUGAUAUAUAUCUUUGUACACAAUAUUUUUUUAUUUUAUUUUUUUACACAUAAUUAUUACCGUAUGGUGAUCAUUUUGAGUUUAGAUUUUACAGUGCAUUUCACGUCGUAUAAAUUAUGGGUAAUAGUUUCAUGCUUGCAAAUCUAGUAUCAUUUUUGAUUCGAUGAAAUAUGUUUACUCUACAUAUUUAUACCUAUAUAUGCAUGUAUUGAAAAUCGUGAAGCUCUUGUAUGUGACAUCGACGCAUCGAAAGCAGACCAUUGAUGACCAUAAGAAAGUAUUUACCAAGCACAAAGAUAGAAAGGAAAAAUAUUACCUAACGUUAAAAAUCGUAUACAAAUAUUUGAAAAAAAAAGGAAAAAAAAACAAUUAUCGUCAAACGAGCAACAGUGUUCACAGUUGAUGAUAAUAAUAUUAUUACUAUUGUUAUGUGUGUAUAAAUAUAUAUUAAACGAAUUUUGUCACCUUCGACAAUCGCUGCUAUACCAAAACGCGUGUUGCCAAAGUAAUGUAUUGUAUACAUUAUAUACCUGUAUGUAUAAUUAUGUUAUUUCAAACUGUAGUGUGGAAAAGAAUUUUCUUUGUUGCCAUGAGGAUGAAAAUUGACAAUUUGGUUUUUGCAUGAGAAAUAUUGAAAUAAAUAAUACACUAUAUACACAAAGUGGAAAAGCGAAUUAAAGUAGGUCGUAUUGUUUCGUUUUUCAAUUGAAUCAAAACUGAAGCAAAUAAACCAGAUUGAAAACUACGAUAAUACGACGUUACGCGUGCUAAGAUAUACAUGAUCUAUGUACUAGAAGAUCUGUAACAUUCAAUUGCAUAUAACAUUCACAAUUGUCGUUGUUACCAAAGAAGAAAAUCUAUGUUUUAAUUACGUUAGGUUUCUUUACUUUAUACGUGUCCAAAAAUUUUGAAUCUUUCAUCGUGCAAAGACCCAAUUGCUGAUGCAUAGUGUUGUUCCCGUGUUGUGAAAAACCACUUGAAAGUCAAAGAACAAAAAAAAAAACACAACAAAGAAUACGGUCAAGUAAAUCAAAACAUGAUAUUUUGAACAUGCAGGCUGUGUUUCAUU